AUGGUCAAAUCGACCUCCAUCGCUCGUAUCCAAGACGGCCUCCCGCUCGCCGCUACAGUCGACGACGAACAAGCCGAAUCAGCCCUUCUCACACAAAAGCAGCAAGCAAAACAGCUCUUUCGUAAACUCGCCAACACCACGGAACAAGCCGCGAGUGUCGAGUCGGGUCCUUACUUCCUCCACUAUAUGAUCGAAGAUGGGAUUUGUUACUUGUGUAUUGCGGAUAAAUCUUAUCCUCGCAAACUCGCCUUCAACUACCUCUCUCAAGUAGCAAAAGAGUUUGCUACGAGUUAUGGACAAGAAGCACAGAAGCAAGGUUUGAGGCCGUAUGCCUUUGUGCAAUUUGAGAAUUACCUACAAAAGACCACACGCGAGUAUCUCUCUGCACGAAACAGCAACAACCUCGAUAAACUCAAUGAAGACCUCAAUGAUGUCACGCGUAUCAUGACACGCAAUAUUGAUGAUUUACUCAACCGUGGUGAAUCACUGGAUAAGAUGAGUACGUUGAGUAGUACCCUACGCGAUGAAAGUGUCAAGUACCGAAAAGCAGCGCGGAAUGUCAAUUUGAAGGCCAUGUUGCGGGAGUAUGGCUUGUAUGCUGGCUUGGUGUUGUUCUUGCUGUUGAUUGUGUACUGGCGAUUGUUCUAG
Molecule: messenger RNA, 648 nt
Organism: Protomyces lactucae-debilis
Lineage: Eukaryota; Fungi; Ascomycota; Taphrinomycetes; Taphrinales; Protomycetaceae
Product: Longin-like domain-containing protein
Exons: 1
Coding region: 1-648 (215 amino acids)
Biological process (GO): endoplasmic reticulum to Golgi vesicle-mediated transport; vesicle fusion with Golgi apparatus; retrograde vesicle-mediated transport, Golgi to endoplasmic reticulum
Cellular component (GO): SNARE complex; Golgi membrane; ER to Golgi transport vesicle membrane
Molecular function (GO): SNAP receptor activity
Source: RefSeq, a predicted model, not a curated record